Molecule: messenger RNA, 1728 nt
Organism: Serendipita indica DSM 11827
Lineage: Eukaryota; Fungi; Basidiomycota; Agaricomycetes; Sebacinales; Serendipitaceae
Source: the annotation of a GenBank genome assembly
AUGUCCUCGACGCACGACGCGUUUUCGAUUCCAAACCAUUCGCCAACAUUUCCAAACCGGACACUGUCCCCAGACCGAGGAGGCGCCAGCAACGCCGAUUAUUCGUAUCCUCCAGCUCAAUCAUCCAGUCCUUACUCUGCAGGUUCGUUUGCGAGGGCUCAACGUCACGAAGGCACGCACUCCAUUGCCCAAGACGCCCCGUCUGACGCUUAUACAGGCAAUUCUGUGCUCCCCGUGCACUCUACUCACGGUGCUUACUCUCCGUUGAACCAGACUUGGACUCGCAUAGAAUCCUGGCUCGCCAGACGCUACCCAGAACUCGGUGAUACCCUCAACUAUGGCAUACUCCCCGUGGACCUGCACGAGAUAGAGCUUCAACUCGGGUUCGCACUCCCACAGCCCAUCCGCGACUCAUAUCUACGCGUCGAUGGCCAGGAGGCCGAAUCAUCCGCAGGCUGCACAGAGGGCCUCUUUUUUGGACUCAGCUUACUCUCUCUCGAAGAGGUGGUAGACGAAUGGAAGUUUUGGCGUGAAGUCGACGACGACCCCGCGACAGGCGCCAACCCAACCCUCCUUGGACGUAUGAAGUCUAUCCCAGCAGGGUGGAUCCGCAACGAUUACUCGAACCGUGGGUGGAUACCCCUCGCCACCGAUAGAGUGGGCAACUAUCUCGGCGUAGACGUGAACCCCGGAGAGAAAGGCGCCCCCGGGCAAGUAAUCGUUUUUGGCCGCGACUUUGACACAAAGGUCGUGUUGUGGCGCGGCGACGGGGAAGGCGGUUGGGCCAAGUGGCUCGCUGCAUUUGCUGAAGAAUUGGAGAAUGGUGACACCUUUGAAGUUGGCGCUCAGGAUAACAAUAGUGAAGGGAGUGAGGACAGCAUCGGACACGAACCUUACUUUUUCGACGGUAGCGCCCAGGGGAAUCGCGGUCAAGGUGGUGGGGACGGCGGGGCUGUUGGCAUUCGAUUGAAUGGAGAGUAUCGGGGUUGGAAUGUGCUUGAAGCGUUGGCGGACCGUUCUAUCAAAAAGUGGAAAGAGGCCGGUGUCGUCUCGGAAGAGGAGUAUCCUCAAGCCGAACCUCGCCGAGUCUCCAAUCUCGCGGGUAUGCAACCAAUACAACAAGAUUCCGGCAUCGAGGUUCCAAUACCCUUGAUCGGCGAUGAACCCAUGUCGGCGUUGCAAACCUUCCAGGACAAGCCGUUGCCAUCGGAGCCGGAAACUCCACGAGCACGAACGCACAAGGCUACCAAAUCGAGCGUUUCUCGACCAGCACCACGACCAAUCGGACUUCCAACGCCCUCAGACAUUGCUGUCGAUGUUGCAGAUAGCACGUUUGACGAGUCUGCCGUUACCGUUCGGGAAGAUGGGGAUCUUGAAAGGGGCAUACACCACCCUCUUCGCACUCCGGACGCACGAAGCGGGAGCUCCCAGGGAAAGACGCCACAAACUGCCAAUUUCUCCCCACGGAUGAGCGAGGAAGACACUCGUCUGUUGAAGCGAGUCUCUGUCGAACCCCCUACGCCAAUUACCACGGAUACGAAUGGUGAUAUGGUCACGUUACCCCAUCAACGUCGGCAAUCGGCUCCGGCUGAAGAUUUGUUGGAGGAUGAUCCACCGACUGCCCUGCCCAUGCUCGUCUCGCCAAAGGGACCAGGCUCUCCGACUGCCAACGGCCAAGCGUCGCCACCGGGAUCAGUGGAGAGUGAAGGCACUGUCUUGGCCAAGUAG